Messenger RNA from Fopius arisanus, 1437 nucleotides. RefSeq lists its product as uncharacterized. The record is from RefSeq and is a predicted model, not a curated record. Gene Ontology annotation, cellular component: plasma membrane. Lineage: Eukaryota; Metazoa; Arthropoda; Insecta; Hymenoptera; Braconidae. Gene Ontology annotation, molecular function: odorant binding; olfactory receptor activity. Bases 1 to 1437 code for a protein of 478 amino acids. The transcript is spliced from 4 exons. Gene Ontology annotation, biological process: sensory perception of smell; detection of chemical stimulus involved in sensory perception of smell.
AUGACCAUGUUCAUUGUCACAGUUCCCAAAAUAUUUCUACCCUGGUUUCACCAUGAGCAAAUGCGUAAUAUUAUCCAGAUGAUCAUAGACGACUGGUCAAACUUAUCAGAAACGAAAUCUCGUAAGAUCAUGGGUCGGUAUGCUUUUUGGGGACGUUUAGCUUACAUUAUUCAAAUUAGUGCAGUGUUCAUUAUUGUCCUGGAACUGACAGUAACCCGACACCCAAGUUUCAUGGUUGAAUCAUCAGAAAAUGGUAGUUUGUCGGUGAGAGAUAUUGUUUUGGGACCGUCGUGCUGGAUUACACCGUCAAUGUCCACCCCUAUGUAUUUGAUGUACUAUUAUAUAGUUUUGUCUGGUCUAUGUGGGGCUGCAUUAAUAUAUGCAGGAUUUGAUGCAUUCAUGUUCAGCACUGCCUUGCAUAUCUGUGGCCAGUUUGAAAUACUAAACUCAAGUAUAGAAAGAAUGACGGAUAAAGAUGAUUAUGGUAUCCUAAAGCACAGAAUUAAAGAAUACUCCCAACGACAUGCCAAAUUACUUGCCCUGAGUAAUCAGCUUAACGACAUUGUUAGUCUGAUAAUUUUACUGGAGCUUCUCAGUAAUGGCUUCCUUAUUUGCAUUUCAGGUAUUUCACUUCUCACUAACUUCAAGAAUGGAAAUUUGGAUACUGACGAUUUCAACGUCGGAGUAAGAGUAUAUGUUUGCUACAUGGCACUUUUUAUGUACUCAUUUGUCGGUGAAAAACUAUCAAUUCAAGCUGAAAAAUCCCAAAUCGCUAUAUACAAUAGGCCAUGGUACAACAUGUCGGCAACGAUCGCUAAAGACAUGCUAUUUAUUAUCAUGCCAGCAAUAGUAUAUCCAGGAUUUGAUGCAUUCAUGUUCAGCAUUGUACUGCAUAUUUGUGGUCAGUUUGAAAUACUAAACUCAAGUACAGAAAAUAUCACAGACGAAGAUGGCUAUUGGGAGCAAAGGUAUAAAAUUAAAGAAUACUCCCAACGGCAUGCCAAAUUACUUGCACUGAGUACUCAGCUUGACGAGAUUAUCAAUGUAAUCAUUUUAUUCACGCUUCUCAGCAAUGGUUUCUCUAUUUGCAUCGCAGCUAUUUCACUUCUGACUGGUAUCAAGAAUGGAAAUUUGGAUAAUGAAAAUUUCAACGUUGGAAUAAGAAUAUGUGUUUGCUAUGUGGUAUUAUUUAUGUAUUCAUUUGUCGGUGAAAAACUAUCAAUUCAAGCUGCAAAAUCGCAAAUCGCUAUUUACAAAGUGCCAUGGUAUAACAUGCCCACAACUAUAGCUAAGGAUAUUCAAUUUAUUAUAAUGCGCAGCAAUUCGGCUUGCAAUUUAACGGCAUGUGGGAUUAUGACUAUGAAUUAUGAAGCUUUCAAGUAUACGACAAGAGUCAUGUUCUCGUGUUUUUCUGUUCUUCAAUUGGCACUGGCGUAA